This is a messenger RNA of Strongylus vulgaris, 648 nucleotides long. The record is from the annotation of a GenBank genome assembly. NCBI's taxonomy places the organism in Eukaryota, Metazoa, Nematoda, Chromadorea, Rhabditida, Strongylidae.
AUGCUGCUGAGGACGGCAGUGUUGCUAUGUGUGUGUAUAGCAACCCUCGCCGAAGAAAUAAAUUCGUACGAUCCAGACUUUGGAACGUUCAUUGGCGAGUUGCCCAACUUGGCGGACGGCGACGUUCGAGGGAAAGUCUAUGUUGUAAAUGAUACCACGUUGCAAAUUGUGAAUUUCACGUACAACGGAAAUGCUCCUGACCUCUACUUUUGGGUGGAUCGCAAAGAGAGUCCGACAAUUGACGGCACCAAAGUGCCAUCCUUCGAAUUUGGGAUUACUCCUUUGGGAAAAUACGAUAAUGCCGAGCAAGUUGUUCUGACCCUUCCAGGACGGCACAAGAUCAACAACUUUAAGAGCUUUUCACUUUUUUGCUAUAAAUAUGAGCACAACUUCGGUUCGGUAGCCAUCCCUGAAAACCUCAUAAUUCCACGACCUCAAUUUCUGGCCAGCGAAUUGAAAGGCAGCCGGUACUCGGUUGGUUCGGGUCCCAUUCUUCUCUUGGAUAAGCGAACGAUCAAAAUCUUUGGAUUCACUUUUGAUGCUGACAAAGCUCCAGAUGGCUACUUUUUCGUUGGAAGAGGCCCGAAUGUUGCUCAUGAUGCUGGAGUGAAAGUGCCGAUUCGAGGAAGAGACACCCCAGAGCUGUGA